Messenger RNA from Linum tenue, 898 nucleotides. Lineage: Eukaryota; Viridiplantae; Streptophyta; Magnoliopsida; Malpighiales; Linaceae. The record is from the annotation of a GenBank genome assembly.
AUCUAGAAAACUCAAGAAAAUUGAAGCAAAUCACAAAUUAUCCAUAAAUAACAUGUUUAAUUGAAAGCUUCUUUCUUUCAAUUAAGUUUCUCUACUCUACUCUCCACUCCAUAACAUCAACUUCAUUCUACACAAUUAAAAAGAAAAAAAUUAGACAUGUCUCCACAAAUAUAAAUAAGAUUAGUUGUUUAGAAUAUUAAAUAUACCGAAAAAAUUAAUUAUAUGGAUGAGCGGGUACCCACGGGCCGGGUUUAUCAAACCCAAACCCAACCCAACCCGGUGAAUAGUUAACGAUAAUGAAGAUGUCUUGAGAGUGGUGUUUGGUGCUCGCUCUGGCUAUGUUCGCGGAAAAGGUACUGGGUACAAGUCAACUGCAAAGGGUAUGACAAACAAUCAGAAUUGGAAGAUAGAAAAACUGGAGGCUCAAGUUGUUGACCUAACUGCAAAAUUAGCAGAUCAAGGCAAACAAAAUUAUCCUUAACCCAAAGGUUCGAAAAAUUGAUGGAAAUGAUGGAAAAUGAAAGGCAUGAAUCAUCUUCUCGCAGUGGGCAAAGGGAGGAUGCUCUCACUUCGGAAGACACACGUGGAGAAGAAUAUACAAGGGAUGAAUGUUCUAGUAAGGCUAGACGUGCGAAUAAGAAACGAAGUGCACCACACAAGCAGGUUUCGAACUCAAAAAGGAAAAAUAGGGAGCUAAGAGAAGAAUGAUGGUUGUUGGUGGAAACAUGGUGCCGUAUGAAGAGUUAUAAGUGUCAGUCUUUUUUUUUAAGAGAGAUAAUAGAACAAAUCAUUGAUUUAGAACUUGUUAUCCAAUAUUUUCUUAGUUUUUUCUUGUUUCAUUAGAGAAUGGUUAUUCUUUUAAACUAUAAAUGUUGGUUUGCCUAGUCUUGGAUGGGAU